UCGACCAAUAGAAUAGGAAGGGCGUGAUAAAAUAGCGUAAAGCGUGAAUGCUGGUGCUAUGCGCGAGGAAACGACACGGGAGUAAACGGAAAUCCUAGGUUGACAGAAUCAAGAGGUCCAAAAAUUUCAAUCGGGAUCUGAAGGAAUCAUGUCUCAGGCUGAAUUUGACAGAGCUGCAGAGGAGGUGAAAGUCCUGAAGACCAAGCCAAGCGAUGCAGAAAUGCUGGAUGUUUAUAGCUUAUAUAAACAAGCUACGGUGGGCGACAUCAACACAGCUCGUCCUGGUAUGUUGGACUUCGCAGGCAAGGCCAAGUGGGACGCCUGGGAGAAACGGAAAGGAAUGAGCAAAGAGGAGGCUAUGAAAGCCUACGUCGAAAAGGUGGAGGAGCUGAAGGUGAAGUACGGGAUCUAAAUGUCGGAGGACCAGGGAGGAAACGCACCCCAUGGGAAGCUACUAGAACCUUUCUGGCUGUCCCUGCAGGCCGGUCAUCUGAUGAUAUGCCUUAAACCCCUGUCCCAAAAGCCCCCAAAAUACUGUAUGUUUAAUGCCAAGUGUGAUUAAAAACGCAGUGGGACCGAAACACCUCAGACCAGGAUGCCGUCCACCAGCAGUCACAUAACAAUUUGUCCUGUUUUUGCCUUGCUGUAAACUGAUGUGAUAUAAAGGAACCAAGGUUUAA
This is a messenger RNA of Conger conger (European conger), 680 nucleotides long. It is a transcript of the gene dbi, whose product is annotated as diazepam binding inhibitor (GABA receptor modulator, acyl-CoA binding protein). The record is from RefSeq and is a predicted model, not a curated record. NCBI's taxonomy places the organism in Eukaryota, Metazoa, Chordata, Actinopteri, Anguilliformes, Congridae. Gene Ontology annotation, molecular function: fatty-acyl-CoA binding. The transcript is spliced from 4 exons. The coding region runs from base 149 to 412 and encodes 87 amino acids. Gene Ontology annotation, biological process: fatty acid metabolic process.